UAUUAUCAUCAAUAAAUAAAGUUUUUUUUUAAUCCAUAUAUGGAAAGCUGUAGGCACAGAAAUGCGGUUAUCAGGCAAAAGCUAACUUUAUUAAAGGUCCAUUUCACUGAUGACAUGUGAAGAUUUAAAUGUUUGACUUCUGACAUUAAUCCAGGAACUUACUUAUUUCCUCUUCUUCUUCUUUUUUGAAACAAUACAAACGAUAUUCGACUGGCAGAAUCAUGAACGUUGCAUCCACACACUAACUUUAGAACGUUUUUAGAAACGUUGACCUGCUGCUCCAUGUUUGUGGAGUUUGUCUCAGCUGUUUCAUGGUUGCUUCUUGUGUAAUUCUCAGUGGAUUAUAGAUGAAUGUAGUCCAUAAAUUAGUUUCUUCCAAAAACUUAAAAUAAUUGGCAGACAGGACGUUACUGAUUUUAAGGUGCUUUUUAUAAACGACACCGCAAACAGGUCAAACCGCUAAAUCAGCUUCUGAACAGGAGAUAUUUUGGGAGGCACAGGAAGCUGUGUUGCUAAUGAAGAGCUGCAGUGUUUGACUCUGCAGAUGCAUGCAGGUUGUUGAACAUGACUUUGCAUUAAAACAGUAAUAAGUUUCAUUACCAUUUGUCCAUCCAAUGUAAUACCUUUUUUGUUAGCCUUAGUUUUCGUUAACGGUCGUCGCCAAUAUUUUUCUUUUUAGUAUUCAUUGACGAAAUGAACGCUGGCUCAGACUGAAAGCACAUGAUCUCCUCUCCUGUCAUCCGUCUCUUGUGACCUAAAAUGUUUCACCUGACAGCCAUCAGAUGUUUUAGGUUCCUAAUUUGAACCUGAACCUGAACAUACAGUACUACAGCAGUAGUAGUAGUGGUUCAUUAUUCUCAUCCUGCAGCAUAAUACAGCAGGUGCAACCAAGUCAGCUUUGCUGUUGGAAAAUUGAAAAACUUUUCUGCUUUUAUGAGUCUGUUUUCUGGAAAAUCUUUGCAUUCCGCAGGGUAUUUGAAAUCACAAGUGUCUGAGGGCAUUGUUCAUUUGUUCACUGGGGAUAAAAAGCACUUUUCAGUGUUCUGGCUGUCACUUUAAGCGGGGCAUUUCAGACAAAUUGCCCAGUCCCCCGUGUCUUGCUCAGACAGCUCCAGAGUGUGUGUGUGUGAGAGAGAGAGAUCAGGGGGUAUGAGCUGAGAAUAAAAGCGAGCUUCGUGGAGACGGAGCCAGAAGUGUCCAGUUAUUAGCAUGCUGGUCUGGUCUCUGUGGCCUUGCUGCCUUUCUGCUUUCACACAGUCAGACUGAAGGCCUGCUGUCGGCCGACACCAUUCAGAAUCCUGCAGGAGACACGUCAACAAAGAUGUAAACUUUGUCAGAAAAUCACAGGAAACAGGCAUUUAUAAGAUGACACAGUUGCAUUGAAGAAACAGUGAGAAGGUAAAGAGCAGUAGCCUUUUAUCGGCUUAUAAAUCUUCAGCUUUGGAAGCAGACUUGGCAAAGUUCCUCGCAUCUUUCCUAACUUGGCCGUAUCCUGGCUACUGCUGAGGCUUGCUAACUGACAAAGGAAACAAAUCUUUUUUGGAAACAAAGGGAACACUUGAAACUUCCACAUCCCUCAGUCCUCAGCAUUCCUGAGCAGAGCAGAAGGAUCCUUGUCCUCUCAACAACAACAUCAGAAAAGGCUUCACAGGAUCACAAAAAUCACUACCUCGCCUCCAAGAUGUUGAACCUCAACUCGCCGGACGACAACAGCAACAGGAACUCUCUCCAGGACCCGGUCUCACUAAAUGUUGGUGGAGAAAUUUACACUACGACCCGGGACACCCUGACACGCUGCCGCGACUCGAUGCUAGGUGCUAUGUUCACCGGACAAAUCCCUGUGCUUAGAGACAACAGAGGAAAUGUUUUCAUAGACCGUGACGGAAAAGUGUUUCGGUACAUUCUGAAUUACCUGCGCUCCAGCUCCCUGGACCUGCCGGAUGGCUUUUCGGAGCUGGCACUGCUGCGGAGAGAGGCCGAUUUCUUCCAGAUACACCCCCUGCUGGAGGAGAUUCGCCACUAUGAGGCAUCAGUGCCUCUCAGCCUUAGAGGAGGGCCAAUUGGAGCCAUGAUUAUGGUGAAUGUUGAUUCCAAGGUCCGCGUUCUCCACUUUAACUUACGCCAUGGGCCAGAAAACUAUGAGCUUCGCACGUGCUCUGUGCGAGCCUUCACAGUUGACCUCUUUUGUACGUGGAGAGCCUUCCUUACUCUGCUUUGUGAGCACUUCUCCUAUAGAACAUCUCAAGGUCUCACUAGCCCCCAUCUAUGCAACCCGAGGCAGAGCAGGCUGAAACUGGAGUGGGUACCGAGACCUGACGAACUCCCGCAGGACCAGUACGACAAGCAGCGCUACCGGGGGCUAACUGUCUCUAACCCUGAGGACGCGCAGUCGGAUGACAUCAUGAACAUGCACUGGAGUCCCUGUGAAAUCACAGACAUGCAGGGGUUUGUGGAAGAGCUGCUGAAGGUGUCUCUGGCUGAAGGAUUCAAGGUUGAUCUGGUGACUCCUGACCCAGCGGAAAUUCUUAACUGCACCACACUCCGGCUUGUCAAGUGCUGAGCUUGAGGCAAAGAACAGAAUCUAAAAGCACCAGAACAUGUCAAGCUCAUGAAUUGUGGAUGGGUCCUUCUUGGCACAGCUGAAACAAUUAUCCUUAGGAUUUCAACUGUUUCAUCGAAUCUUUUAUUGGUUAGGGUUAGGGUUAACUUUGUAACAUGGAACUCUAAUAGAUAUAAAUUAUGACUAGAAGAUUUUUGUCUUUGGUCCUUAUGUCUGUUUUCCUGUCAUAGAGUUUACCAAAAUAGUAAAUAAUAAACUGUGUUAUAUUGAGGAUCAUUAUUUACAAGUACUGACACGUCAUAUUGUCUGCAUUUAAGUGUAACAUUUAGAUGUAGCCUAGCUCAUUUUUGACAUAGAUUUUAAAACAUUACUAUUACUAUUAUUAACAUUAAAUUACUGGCUUCAUCUAUCUAAUGUGAUGGCUUUUAAACAUAGGUUAUGAAAAUCUGUACAGCUGAAUAACCCUCUCGAUCCCCCCAACAAGAUCUCUCAUUUUUUUACAUUAUGAUCUAUGUAGAAUUCUGUUCCUUGGUGUCCGUGUCUGAGAACACCGAAGCACAGUUAAAAUACUAUCUUAACAUUUUGGGAAAUGUGCUUCUGAUGGCUAUUGAUAGUUCUUGGAGUCCACACGUGUUGUCUCUGAAGCGGCUGUGGCCCCAAUGUGUGGUUACAUUUAUGAGGAGUUGUAGCAGGGUAGCCAGUAGGCGACUUGUGAACAUGCAUCCCCCUUGUUAAACUGCUAUCCCCCCUCUCUCUCCCCUAAAAAGAGUACAGAGGCAGAAGGAUUGUAAAUUUGAAUAUGUCGUCUAGUCUAUGUCUAGUCUGCCCGACUCAUUGAUGCUUUAUCAGGCUGAGGUUUGUGCAAGUUAGAAUCUAUGAUGAUGGCUCUGAAUAAUCAGCAGCCUAACUGUGCUGUGUAUUGAUAAAUCCAUGGCGCAGACUGAAUUUUUCUCUCAAUCCCAUCCUGUCAGUUUUAUCUUAGAUCUAUAAUAUUCUCUAAACUAUAUACUGUAAAUACUCAAAUCUAUGCCUAUGUUCUAGCCUAAUCUUUUAGCCUAUAUAGUACAGUACUCUAUAAAGUAGUGUCACCUUCAUGAUAAAAGUGAAAAGCAACGUGUAGUCAUAGAAGAGUCAGAGGAUCAUAGAGACACUUUGCUGCCUGUAGUAUUCCUAUAAUAUUUAUAUAAUCUUUUUUUGUUAAUGCUGAACAUAUACACUUAGACUAAGCUACCUCUGUAACAAAGUAUUUUAGGGGCAACAUGACUACAGAUGUAGUUUUUCCUAUAGCUGUUUGGUGUUAGGUGUCCUGCAAUAUUGUCCUUGGGGGGUGUACAUGGGUGUGUGUUGUGCUUGGUGGUAUGGGGGCAGGGCGUUCUCCCAUUAGACCAUCACCCUGUUAAAAAUUAACAAAUGACGCACUGGGUGUAGUGGCCAAGUGUGUAGGCUCAGUAGCUAUACUGUCAUUUCUUUUACGCCUACAAUGCAGGCUGACACCACACAACAUAUGUCAUAGUUAGUUUUGGCUCUCAUUUAGUUACUAUUUUAGUGACACUGAGACAUGAAGGUACAUUUUGUACCGGGUUUUCUGAGUAGUUGGCAUGGACUCGGAAGAUGGAAAUUUAGUUAGACUUGGCUAAUAAGAAGAGUUUUUUUCUUUUUUCUUUUGUCACCUACUAGAAAAUCUGCACCUGAACAUUAAAAUAGCUUAUUCACAGUGUUGCUUGCUUAAUUAAACUGACUGUAUUUCCUUGUGGGAGGGCUAUAUCCGUUUGCCCUUUGAAUGACUUACAGGGGGAGUCAGAUGAGUAAUGGACUGACUGUGUAAUUUUAGUCUGGAGGAAGCAGUAGUAAAGGAAGUUUGGAGGAGGAAAAGAUGUGUCUCGACUGAAGAGGAAAGGUCUAGCUGCAGAAUCAAGCCUGGUGGUUCUUUCCUCUUGCUCCCUCUCUGAACUUCCUUCUGACGACUGUAAGAAUGAAUGGUUCUGCAGCCCUCAGGUUUAUGGUUAUUCACAUUGUGCACAAGGGACAUCAGUGUGCUCACAUGCAACUAUAAUGCUUGCAUCUCAGAUUUGGUGAUUUGUUUCAGAUUAAUCAUUGGUUGAAGGUUAUCAUGGUUUAAUGUACUCAUUGUGUGCAUGUUUUUUUUCCU
Molecule: messenger RNA, 4709 nt
Organism: Chelmon rostratus (copperband butterflyfish)
Lineage: Eukaryota; Metazoa; Chordata; Actinopteri; Chaetodontiformes; Chaetodontidae
Product: BTB/POZ domain-containing protein KCTD21-like
Exons: 2
Coding region: 1682-2560 (292 amino acids)
Biological process (GO): protein homooligomerization
Molecular function (GO): protein binding
Source: RefSeq, a predicted model, not a curated record